AUGCAUCAAUCAUCGUUUUCCAUGGUGAUUCGAGAUCAUUUUGGUCGACCUAUGAAACCUUCACAUCCUUUGUACUCGAAGAAAACAAUUCAUCGUUUUCAUGGUUGUCGAACGGUCUGUCGUUCUGCACCACAGAAACGUUCGACUUCUGAAAGGAAUGCACAACAUACCAACGCUUACACUCACCAACUAUUGAUAUCAUGUCAAUCAACAGGACAAGUACCUUUAACCUCACCACUGAGAUCCAUUUCAUCAUCUUUAUCACGAAGUUCUGAACAUGCUGAUCGUUCUGGACAUGAGGAUCCAAUGAAAAAAGUGAAUGAUCAGGAAAGGAAUGAACUUGUUGUAGAAGGUCGUUCCACAGCUCAAGUUUCACAAGAAACUCAAACAGCCCAGCCUGUCGUGAAUGGUCAGGAAGUAGAGGUGAUUUUGGAUGACGAUGAUGAUGAUGUGAUAUUUAUCAAGCAGGUGGUACAAGAAAGAAUGGAAAGAACGUUUAUUGAACCAUUUAAACUCCCAUUCAAAGUUUCUAUCAAAUUUCGGAUGAAUUAUCCCAAUCAUUGUCGUUUGUUAUUUCAUCCAGAAUUGAAUGUGACAACUUUGACAUCUUUGGAUGUUUUGAAGAAAACAAUAAUCCAUGAAUGCGCAUUUAAGAAUGUGGAUUGUUUUGAAUUAAAGUACAUGAGAGACAAUGAACUGUCUUGUCUGACGAAUGAUCAUUUAGUUCGAAGUAUGGUCAAUUGGAUUAAAUUGCAAUUUCAGAAGAAGAAAGAUUUUGAACCUGAGAUUGAAAUGAAUGUCAUUGUACCUUCUUUACCUGUAUUGAACACCAAUCAAACAUCUACUCAUAAGUGA
Messenger RNA from Naegleria fowleri, 855 nucleotides. RefSeq lists its product as uncharacterized. NCBI's taxonomy places the organism in Eukaryota, Heterolobosea, Eutetramitea, Acrasida, Naegleriidae. The coding region runs from base 1 to 855 and encodes 284 amino acids. The record is from RefSeq and is a predicted model, not a curated record. The transcript has a single exon.